Caenorhabditis briggsae is the source of this 1071-nucleotide messenger RNA. Gene Ontology annotation, molecular function: G protein-coupled receptor activity. The record is from RefSeq and is a predicted model, not a curated record. Gene Ontology annotation, cellular component: membrane. Bases 1 to 1071 code for a protein of 356 amino acids. Gene Ontology annotation, biological process: G protein-coupled receptor signaling pathway. NCBI's taxonomy places the organism in Eukaryota, Metazoa, Nematoda, Chromadorea, Rhabditida, Rhabditidae. The transcript is spliced from 7 exons.
AUGCAGUUCUCUCUGAAAGUCUUCCUUGGUUUCUGCUUCGGAAUUCUUUCCGGGACAAGUUUGAUUCUGAACAUUUUUGCAUUGUUCACAGUGUUUCGGUUAGCCUUCAUACUUCGAAAAAACCAUGUCUACGUCAUCGCUUUCUUCAAUAUACUGUCUGAUGUCAUGCAGAUGACCAUGUCUGUCUUUUUUCUCACUCCAAGUAUUAUCACAAAUUCCUUUCUGAUUAGCACUCGAAAGAAAAGUCCAUGGACUCUCGCAUUUGGUUCCGCGUUCAUGUUCUUGUGGUACUUUGAGACCAUUACUCAAAUGAUAAUGGCUUUUGACAGAUACGUAAUCAUUUGUCUUCGUAAGCACAACCUAUUCACCUUCACUUCAACUCUUGUCAUGUUCUCUUUGCUCAUCCCAAUCUCUUUUGUGAUAAUGUACCAUUCACAGUAUAUGAAUCCAUGUUGCGCAUUUCUGUUCGAUCAAGAAUACUUAUCGUACUCGUACUACCCCAUUGAAGGUGUUCCCAACUAUUCAGACCGAUUUGAUCUACCUCUCAAUGCAUCUAGUUCCAUCAUUUCUGCAAUCUGCUACAUCUUGAUCUUCUGGACCGUUCACAACUCGUCAGCUACAUUUUCAACGGUCGAAGGCGAUCAACAAAAAGUUAGAAGGAGAAGAGACAUCAGAUUUGCAAUACAAUCCAGUCUUCUCCUGGUUUUCUACAUAUUCGUUUGGGUUUUGUUCCGAGUUCUGCCGAUUCUUUUGGCAGACAGACACGUGGAAUGGUUCAUUCUCGUGCCAAUAUUCUAUACCAUCAAUUGUACUUCGAACGCCAUAAUAUACAUUUUCUUCAACAGUGAAGUCCAAAGCCAUUUGACACCAUACAAAUUGAUCUCAGUUCUUCGCUAUCUGGGAAUCACUCAAACUCCAACACCAGUACAAAAUCGGACGAUAGCAAGUAUGACAACUUUAUCAAGUGUCGCACCGAUCACACACGUCGCCAUACGAUUCAUUCCAGCUCGGAAGCAUCAGCCCUUUCGAUCGAUUGGCUUGCUUCAGAAUAUGAAUCAAAGUGUUGUUUGA